Messenger RNA from Mucor mucedo, 2109 nucleotides. Its product is annotated as kinase-like domain-containing protein. Gene Ontology annotation, cellular component: nucleus; cytoplasm. Lineage: Eukaryota; Fungi; Mucoromycota; Mucoromycetes; Mucorales; Mucoraceae. The transcript is spliced from 5 exons. The record is from RefSeq and is a predicted model, not a curated record. Gene Ontology annotation, biological process: peptidyl-serine phosphorylation; peptidyl-threonine phosphorylation. Gene Ontology annotation, molecular function: protein tyrosine kinase activity; protein serine/threonine kinase activity; ATP binding. Bases 1 to 2109 code for a protein of 702 amino acids.
AUGCUAACGUCUGAAUUAAAAGCGACGUAUUCAGCAUGUAAUCAUGGAUUUAAAUACAAUGCCACUAAUAAUCCUCGUCGAGUCUUGACCAAGCCUAGUAAAGCAUCACAGAAUGAUGGGUUUGAUAAUGAUGAUUUUGACUACAUUUUGUAUGUGAAUGAUAUACUUGGAAGUACAGAAGGUCACAAAUACAUUAUACUGGAUGUGUUGGGUUCAGGCACGUUUGGUCAAGUGGUGAAAUGUCGGAAUACAAAGACGCAGGAAAUUGUAGCGGUCAAGGUAGUGAAGAACAAGUUGGCUUAUUUCAAGCAAAGUAUGAUGGAAGUGGCGAUACUCGAGAUGCUAAAUCAACGGUACGACGAAAACGACAAACAUCACCUGUUGAGACUACGAGACACAUUUAUUCAUAAGAAACACUUGUGUUUGGUAUUUGAGCUCUUGUCGGUCAAUCUGUACGAACUCAUCAAACAAAACCAUUUUCGAGGAUUAUCCACCAAUCUUGUACGUGUAUUUACCGCUCAAAUAUUGGAUGCAUUAACCGUCUUAAAUGAAGCUCGUAUCAUUCACUGUGAUUUAAAGCCUGAAAAUAUUCUCUUGAAAAACUUGGAAUCACCCACGAUAAAAGUCAUUGAUUUUGGAUCGGCCUGUCAUGAAGUGCAGACAAUGUACACGUAUAUUCAGUCAAGGUUUUAUCGAUCGCCUGAAGUCUUGGUGGGUCUACCUUAUACGAGUGCAAUUGAUAUGUGGUCUCUAGGCUGUAUUGCCGCGGAGUUAUUUUUGGGGUUGCCAUUGUUUCCAGGUAGUUCUGAAUACAAUCAGUUAUCUCGUAUUGUGGACAUGCUUGGAACUCCUCCGAAUUACAUGAUCGAGGUGGGUAAGAAUGCACAUCGUUAUUUCGACAGAGACACGAGUGGAGGGGAAAAACGAUACGAACUAAAGUCGAUGGAGAAAUACAGUGCGGAACAAGGCAAAAACGAGCAACCGUCCAAACGAUAUUUUUCGGCCAAGGGUUUGCCUGAUUUGAUCAAUACGUAUCCCAUCAUGCGAAAGACACAAAUGUCCAACAAGGAGAUUGAAAAAGAAAAACUAAACCGUUUAGCAUUGAUUGAUUUCUUGCAAGGAUUAUUAAAUUUAAACCCGAUCGAACGAUGGUCACCACAACAGGCGAAGCAGCAUCCGUUUAUCACAGGUGAACCAUUCACAUGUCCGUUUCAACCUCCCUUUAUUUCCAGAAAACAACAUCAUGUCAUACCCAAUUCUUCAUCCACCAGUACCAUGUCUACAAGUGUACCCAAGACCUCACCUACCUUGGGAUACCGUCAUCAUCUACAACCGAACAAUGGAAAUAGUUAUUCGGAUUCUUCUUAUUUAUCACCUACUUAUUCAAGUCUACCAAAUCAUUAUGAAAAUACAAUGACCAAUAACAAAAGAUCUUCGUAUGUGCCUCCUUUACCAAGUGUGCUUGAACCACCACAUAAUGAUCAACAUCAACAUCAAUUAAACUCAAUGUACAGUGGAGGUGGUCAACGACAGCAGCAGCAGCAGCAGCAACAACAACAACAACAGCAACAGCAGCAUCAUCAUCAGCAACAACAGCAGAGUAGUCGACCUAGAGCAAAUACAGUGGGCACAAUGCAAGUACCACCUCAAAUUCAAUGGGCGACGGUGGAUCAUAGUGAUGGUACAGCUGCGACAGAAGGAUCAUUGUACAGCCCUUAUUAUCCAUACGGACAACAACAGCAAAGUGAGGAAGAAGGAGGAGGAGGAAAUAUCUUACCUCAGUGGAAUAACAAUGCUCGACAGACGGUUGAUUUGGAAAGAGAUGGAGAUUGGCAGGAGAGCAAGACCAAUCAUCAUCAUAAAAGAAGCAAUAGUAGUGUACGGUAUGCGGAGAUUCCUACAGCUUCUGUGUCGUCUUCCAUGAUUCAUCAUAAUUCGAGAUCGAGUGUGGCUAGUUUUCAUCGAUUGAUGCGAGGGCAUACAAUUCCUUAUAGUAGACAAGAUAUAGAAUGGGAUGGUGUUGUACAUCAAACGCCUCCACCACCUCCACCUCCACCGCAACAAGAAAACGAUUUUGAUGAAAAUGAUAAAGGUUGGAUGAUUGCUUAA